AUGUCGCAGCCAAUGAAAGGCCUGGUGCGGUUUAUCGCAGAUUUGCGAAACGCCCGCGAGCGCGAAGUCGAAGCCAAACGCAUUAACCAGGAACUCGCAAACAUUCGCAACAAAUUCAAGGACACGGGUCUUAGCGGAUACCAAAAGAAAAAAUACAUUUGCAAGCUCAUCUACAUCUAUAUUCUGGGCUACGAGGUCAACUUUGGCCAUCUUGAAUCCAUCUCGCUCAUCUCCUCCAAUACUUACUCCGAGAAGCAGAUUGGCUACCUGGCUGUAUCGGUGCUGCUCAAUGAAAACUCAGACAUGCUUCACCUUGUCAUUAACUCCAUUAAAAAGGAUCUCAGCUCCAUGAAUGAGUAUUUCACAUGUCUUGCUCUUAACUGCAUUGCCACUGUUGGUGGAAGUACCAUCUCAGACGCGCUAGCAGACGACAUAUUUAAGCUUCUCAUUUCUCCCACAUCCCAGGACUUUGUACGCAAGAAAGCUGCACUCACCAUUCUCCGCCUCUAUCGUAGAGACCGCAAAAUUAUCCCACCUUCCCGCGCAGACCGCAUCAUUGCGCAGAUUGACUCCGAUAACUUGGGCGUUGCUACCUCUGUGGCUUCUCUUGUUUCUGAAAUGGUUCAGGAAAAUCCUGACGCUUACAAACUGGCCUAUUCUAAGGUUGUUCGCCGGCUCCAGCAUCUCGUCUUUGAAAAUGGUUGCCCUGAAGAGUACUACUAUUACACUGUCCCAGCCCCUUGGUUUUUUGUUAAACUGUUACGGUUGCUCCAGUUUUUCCCACCCUCAACCGAUGAAACCAUUAAACUUUCUAUCCGCAAAGUCAUUACACAAAUCAUCUCUGCAAACUCCAUUCCAUCAAAAAAUAUUCAACAAAGCAAUGCCCAAAAUGCAGUUCUCUUUGAGGCAAUCGACUUGGCUAUUCAUCUCGACAUGGACCACAACCUCAUGGAGCAAAUUGUUCAGAUCCUGGGGCAGUUUUUAACUUCAAAGGAAACAAACACACGUUAUCUGGCCAUUGGUGCUUUGGCCAAUAUGGCAUCUCGCUACGAACAGGUCCCUAUUUCUUCUCAUUUGAUUACCAUUACCCAAUCUCUUCGUGACCGUGAUAUUUCUGUCCGCAGGAAAGCCAUUGAUCUCCUGUAUUCCAUCUGUAACGCAUCCAAUGUCCGCACAAUUGUCAAUGAACUAUUAAAGUACCUCCAAGCAGCUGACUUUUCUAUUCGUGGUGAAAUGGUCAUCCGCAUCGCCGUGCUUGUGGAAAAGUACGCAACUGAAUACCAAUGGUAUGUCGACAUUUCACUACGCUUGCUGUCGAUUGCCGGGCCCCAUGUAAAUGAUGAAGUUUGGCAGCGCGUCGUCCAAAUCGUCGUCAAUAAUGAAAACCUUCAGGAAUAUUCUGUUAAAACCAUCUUUCAGUACCUCAAGUCAGCAAACUGUAAUGAAAACCUUAUCAAAGUCGGCGGAUACUUGCUUGGCGAGUAUGGAAACCUCAUUUCUACUCAGCAAAACUCUGGGCCACUUGACCAGUUUCUUGCUUUACACGACAAGUUCCCCUCAUGUUCAGCAUUUACCAAGGGCCUUUUGCUCACCACCUACAUCAAGUUUGUUAACCUUUUCCCUGAAAUCAAGCCCCAGCUAGUGCAAGUAUUUGAAUACAAUGCAAAGUCAGUCGACUCGGAACUCCAACAGCGUUCGUAUGAGUACUUGAAAAUGUCAAGCGCCGAGCACAUGAAGCUUUUGCCCAUCAUCUGGGACGAAAUGCCUCCAUUCCCAGAGCGCAGCUCUACCAUGCUAACCCGUCUAAAAACAAAACGCAUCACUAAUACAGAGGGGAAACGCUUAUGGGCUCCUGGAAGCCGCCGGCAAAAGGAACUGCAAGCUGCUGCCGCUACGUCUGCCACGGCCACUGCCGCUGUCGCCAGCACAAACACCCAAAACCUGUUAUUCGAAGAGGCCUCGAAUACGCCAACCACUUCUUCCAUUCCCGUGCUUACACCCUUAGUUUCUACCCCUACAAAGCCCACUCCAACUCCUGCUGAGGAGCUCCUCACAUCAGGUUGGGAACAAAAUUACAAAAAACUCAUUCUCAACCCAGAGGGCAUUUUUUACGAGGACUCCAUGCUGCAGAUUGGUCUACGAUCCGACUACCGACGGCACCUGGGCUGUGUCAUUUUGUACUUUCGCAACAACUCUGGGUCAACACUACAGUCACUUUCUGUUGAAAUUACCAACCAUGAAAACCCCAAGCUCGCUGUUUCUACAAAGAACUUCCCAGACUCUAGCAUUGCUGCCAACAAAACCACCCAGCAGGUCAUUAUGCUUGAAGCCCAUGAGCCUUUCUUAGAAUCCCCCACAGUUAAGAUUACUUACUUGGCUGGUACAUUACAAGUUCUGACGCUUAAGCUUCCUGUAGUACUUGAAAAGUUUAUGCUGCCGACAGAACUUUCCACAGAUGAUUACUUUAAACGCUGGGCACAGAUUGCUGCUACAGGUGGGACUGGACUUGAGUCACAGCUUGUAUUUAAAAACAGAGCAUUUGGUGCCGGCAUUAACGAUGGCCGCAUAAUGGCGGCGUUGCAAUGGUCCCGGAUCGACAACGCAGACCGCAACCCACGCAAUAUUGUGGGCGCGGGUAUUAUCCAUACGUCCAACGGUGGGUCGUUCGGGUGCCUGGUGCGCCUGGAGCCCAAUGAAGAUCAAAGCAUGUACCGGGUGACUGUGCGUGCGACAGAUGCCCGUAUCCCGGCAAUUUUAGCUAAGAACAUUUCUUUAAUGUACCAAUUGUUGUAG
Messenger RNA from Magnusiomyces paraingens, 2793 nucleotides. RefSeq lists its product as uncharacterized. Lineage: Eukaryota; Fungi; Ascomycota; Dipodascomycetes; Dipodascales; Dipodascaceae. Gene Ontology annotation, cellular component: AP-2 adaptor complex; membrane coat. The record is from RefSeq and is a predicted model, not a curated record. The coding region runs from base 1 to 2793 and encodes 930 amino acids. Gene Ontology annotation, biological process: intracellular protein transport; clathrin-dependent endocytosis. Gene Ontology annotation, molecular function: clathrin-cargo adaptor activity. The transcript has a single exon.